UAAUGAUAAAUAUGAAUAAAGCAGAUUUUACCAUUCUCAUGGCCGGGAGUUGCUGUAACUUUGUGCAACCUGUUUGGUUUAGUACAAAGUGUUCUUCCCAGAAACGUAUGACAAAUCACGCUGCAAGACGCCAAGUUACUUAUCCGAAUGAUGGAUAUUCUUUAUUUCUUGGUUCAGAGCCUUUUUUAGUGUCAGUACGACGAAAAAAGUGCCCCUCAGUCUUCAUGGCUUUAUGGGGAAUAGGAAGUUUUCUGAAUAGGUUUCGAUUCUUUUCGUGGAAUAAGAAUAUAUCGUCUUCGAAGAAUGGUAGAAGAAAGAGAGACGAAUUGAAUCCUUACCGUUCUUUAGGAGUUUCUGAGGACGCUUCUUAUGAAGAGGUAGAAGCUGCAUACCAGAGACUGGUCAAGAAAUAUCAAGGCAACGAGAAACAAUUAAUCAAACUAGAAAUGUACAAGGAUAAGAUAUUUGAAGAUCAGUUGCGUGCACGAAUGGAAGGAAGAACCAGAGUAAAGGUGAAGGAAAGUCCGGCAGAAAGAAGAUUAUCACAAAAACGUUUUCAACCUCCCAAGUGGAUACGAGACGCCAUCAAAGUUCCUGAUAAGAAAUAUAUGCAACGUACUGCACUUGUGAUGUCUAUUUUUAUUGUUGCAGGAUUUAUUACUCCCCGUCUUUCCACUACGUGUAUGUCUAUGUCAGCUAUAGCCUCCAUAGCUUUCUUAUAUAACAGAGGACUACCUGAACCUCCCAAAGAUGAGUUUGGUAAUCCAGGAGAAAUAAGACCCACAGAUUGGAAAGUGGCGUUACACACAGUUCUGCUUUGUCUUGCCUUUGGUUUUGCUGCUUUGGCAAUUGCUCAAGUGUUUUUGUUACACGUACCAUUGCCAUCUUGGCUUUCACCAGAUGGUGUUGUUAACUUGUUCGUUUGCGUGGGUUUCUGGCUUUGCUGUACUUUUUGCCAAACGCAAGAUGACCAACAACUUCUCCGAUGGAAGUAGUUUCUCAAGCUUUUCGUAUAAAAGAGUUGACAUGUUUUCAUAUUAUGAAAUUCAUAUUUUGGUAUUGUUUUAAUUCCAAAUAGAUUUUGCUUUAUGGAAUUGCUUCUAUCUACACUUGUACUCAAAUGAUACUUGUUCAUAUUCCUCGCCAUUCAGCUCCCAUCGGACCACUUGCAAGAUUAUUGUUUCUUUGCUUCAUUGCGCUUCUCGAUGAUGAAUGAUGACCUCUUCUUCUAUUGAGUGUAAUAUUCACGAGGUGCAAAGCAUGUCGUGUCUUAAAAAACAAGCAAUUGCCUGAAGCUUAUCGAAAAUGGAGACGGCUCUUCCAUUUUGCGUAAUAAAUGAUGGCUUGGAAUAAAAUAGAUAUAAUGAACAAAACAAUUACUUGCAAUGACUUCAUUCGAGUGUCCGAUAAACGGUGAUGUUGAAAUGAUUGCUUAGUAAGCCGCAAAAUCACCAAGCAAGUCUCGAAGUGAAUGCAAAGGUACGAAAACUCUCAUAGCUACUUUUGUAAUUCAGUCAUAUAGCUGAGAACUCAAACAAAACCAAUAUCUUGACCUUUGCAAAAAGAGUUAUCCAACCACAAAUAGCUUUUAUAUUGCUUAAGUGAAUCCAUCCCGCUACGAAUACUAUUUA
This is a messenger RNA of Galdieria sulphuraria, 1631 nucleotides long. RefSeq names its product DnaJ domain-containing protein isoform 1. Gene Ontology annotation, cellular component: chloroplast membrane. The transcript has a single exon. The coding region runs from base 3 to 995 and encodes 330 amino acids. The record is from RefSeq and is a predicted model, not a curated record. NCBI's taxonomy places the organism in Eukaryota, Rhodophyta, Bangiophyceae, Galdieriales, Galdieriaceae.